Molecule: messenger RNA, 2261 nt
Organism: Telopea speciosissima
Lineage: Eukaryota; Viridiplantae; Streptophyta; Magnoliopsida; Proteales; Proteaceae
Product: protein NRT1/ PTR FAMILY 7.3-like
Exons: 5
Coding region: 16-1866 (616 amino acids)
Biological process (GO): transmembrane transport
Cellular component (GO): membrane
Molecular function (GO): transmembrane transporter activity
Source: RefSeq, a predicted model, not a curated record
UUCUCACCAUCAACAAUGGCCUGCUUUGAGGUCUUUAAGAAGUCUAAAAUUAUGGAGUUAGGAGGAGAAAUAGAAGGUAAGAAGAUCAAAGAAGAACAAGAAGAGUGCACUCUUGAUGGCACCGUCGAUCGAUAUGGUCGUCCAGCAAUCCGACAACGAACCGGAGGAUGGGUUUCCGGAAUUCUAUUACUUGUGAAUCAAGGUCUGGCUACAUUGGCAUUCUUUGGAGUUGGAGUGAACCUGGUUUUGUUCCUUACAAGAGUCAUAGGCCAAAACAAUGCCGAUGCUGCAAAUAAUGUUAGCAAAUGGACCGGAACCGUCUACAUCUUCUCGCUUGUCGGCGCAUUGCUCAGUGAUUCCUACUGGGGAAGAUACAAGACUUGUGCCAUUUUUCAGGUCAUCUUUGUAAUUGGCUUGGUUUUAUUAUCAAUAUCAUCAUACUUUUUCUUGGUUAAACCUAAUGGCUGCGGGGAUGGACAAACUCUAUGUGGGCCCCACUCACCUAUCCAUAUAUCCUUCUUUUACAUAUCUAUCUAUCUCGUUGCCCUAGGAAAUGGAGGGUACCAACCUACCAUAGCUACAUUUGGGGCAGAUCAGUUUGAUGAAGAGGACAGCAAGGAAGGGCAUUCCAAGGUGUCUUUCUUUAGCUACUUCUACUUGGCUUUGAACCUUGGCUCCCUCUUCUCAAAUACCAUUCUGGUGUAUUUUGAGGAUGAAGGGAUGUGGGCUCUAGGCUUUUGGGUAUCUAGUGGCUCUGCCUUUGUGGCCUUGGUCUUAUUUCUUAUUGGGACCCCAAGGUACAGGCACUUCAUGCCAACUGGCAACCCUCUCUCCAGAUUCUGCCAGGUGAUUGUGGCUGCAUUUAAGAAAUGGAGGGUAGAGAUGUCAGCAGGAAAAGAGGAUCUAUAUGAAAUGGAUGGAAAAGAUUGUAUGGGUAGAAAGAUACUCCACACCCAUGAAUUCAAGUUCUUGGAUAGAGCAGCAUAUAUCACUUCAAAGGACAUAUCCUUACAAGAUCAGGGCCUUCAUAGUCCAUGGCGUUUGUGCACAAUAACACAAGUUGAAGAAGUAAAAUGCAUACUUAGACUUCUUCCCAUUUGGCUAUGCACCAUAAUCUACUCAGUGGUCUUCACUCAAAUGGCCUCUCUUUUUGUUGAACAAGGGGCUGCCAUGAAAACUACCAUUGGAAAUUUUCGAAUUCCUGCUGCAAGUAUGUCUAGCUUUGACAUACUUAGUGUAGCAGCUUUCAUUUUCAUUUACAGGCGAAUUGUCGAUCCUCUUGUUGGUAAAAUACGAAAAACAAAUGGUAGAGGACUUACUGAGCUUCAAAGGAUGGGAAUUGGACUCAUAAUAGCAAUAAUGGCGAUGGUUUCGGCCGGAAUUGUGGAGUGUUGUAGACUAAAAUAUGCUCAAGGUGAAUGUGUGAAUUGUGAUGGUGCAAGUUCUUUGAGUAUCUUUUGGCAAAUACCUCAAUAUGCAUUCAUAGGAGCUUCUGAGGUGUUCAUGUAUGUGGGUCAAUUGGAGUUCUUCAAUGACCAAACACCAGAUGGAUUGAAGAGCUUUGGUAGUGCUCUUUGCAUGACUUCAAUGUCAUUGGGGAACUAUGUGAGCAGCUUACUUGUAUCAAUUGUCAUGAAGAUCUCUACUAAAGAUAAUAUGCCAGGAUGGAUCCCUGGAAAUCUUAAUAGGGGUCACCUAGACAGGUUUUACUUCCUCUUAGCAGUUUUGACAAUUGUUGAUCUUGUGCUUUAUGUAAUAUGUGCACAAUGGUACAAGAGUAUCAAGUUGGAAGGAAAAUCUCAAGACAUGGACAAUGACAACGACGACGACGAUGACGAUGAUGAGAAUGACAAGUUGAGUGUCUAGUAGCUUUCAAUGUCUUCUUCUAGCUAGCUUCUACAACAUGUUACAGAAAUAAAAGAGGAAGGGAGGUGGGGAUUGUGAUGACAUUGAUCAGUUAAGAAUUGUAUCUUAGAAGAACAAGGAGUAGCCUAUGACAGGAAAUCCCUCCCAUUGCUUUCUCUCCCUCACUCUCUUUCACCCCUUUUCUCAUAUUUUACUGUCCUACUUACUGUCCCUGACCCAAAUUUGUAAGGUAAAGAAAGGUUAGAGCAAAGGCUGAGUAAAGAGGGUUUUAAGAGGUGGAAGGUGUGUUCACCAAGGUCCUUAUUGCCACUGAUCUCAUUUGUUCAUUAUAAUCUAGGCAUAGAAUGGACAUAUUAAUGUUGUAUGUAAUUUUAGAGAGUUAGUAUUUUGUGUGU